AUGGCGUUGGCGUGUAGGAGGAAGAAGAAUGAGACCUCGGGGAUUCGAGAACGGAGGCGUGUCAUAGGUAUUGACGAACGAGAUGACAAGGAGAGGGGUAGUGCAUGGACAGGACAGGGUAAUGUAGGGUCGUCGGAUAGUUCGCGAAGCGAGGUAGCCUGGUGUGUGCGUGUGAAGCCCGGGGUGGUGUGGUUUGUCGCUGCGGAGAAGGAGAAGCGGGAUGCGUCGUUGCCAGCCGAACCCCAAGAAAAGGUGCAAGAAAGAUGGACAACGGGGCGAGACCAAUGCUGGGGAAGAAGGCUCUCGUGGUCCGAGUCAGCAAGAUCGACAGCGUGGCAGCUGCCGUUCGGCCAAAUUGUCAUGCUGCUGACCGACAUGAUUGACCGCCGCUUCCUCGCCGCAGGCAGCCAGCAUUCGGCAAAGGGCAAAGCCCAAAGGGCAAAGGGUAAAGCCCAAAGGCUCAAGGGCAAAGGCCAAAGGGCAAGGCAGACCACGAGGCAAGUCAGCUCCAUGGGGCUACUCGAUUGCAUGCUCAUGGGUAACUGCGUUCAAUAUUGGACGAUCGUGACCUGA
Molecule: messenger RNA, 573 nt
Organism: Verticillium dahliae VdLs.17
Lineage: Eukaryota; Fungi; Ascomycota; Sordariomycetes; Glomerellales; Plectosphaerellaceae
Exons: 4
Coding region: 1-573 (190 amino acids)
Source: RefSeq, a predicted model, not a curated record